AUGGAUGCGCCAGCGCAAAAUAAGUGGGGUGGACGCGCAUCUCCAUAUGACCCCACGCAAUCAAAAGCCUCUAGUAUACGCCGGACAGUGGAAUACGAUCCAGUGACAGGUGGUCCGCGGCAAUCGCAAUUGGAUAACUUUGCGAGCCCGGUCCAGCAGAAUCCAUUCGCCCCACCAGCAUGGCCUCAACAGCAAUGGACACAGCCCACCAUGCAGCCGUAUGCCCAGCCGAUCCCCUCAAUCGAAGGACAGUACGGUGGAUUCAACGGCCAAGUCCCAAUGAUGGAUCCGAGUUUCUUCCAACCGCCGCCAGGCAUGCCCUGGCAGGGAUUCGAUGGUGGGCAACCACCUCCAUUCCCAUUCAAUACCCCAUUUCUCUCUCAUCCAAACAUGCGGGCAAUGAGUACAACGGCUGCUCAGAGCCAGGGCCCGGCAUCCAUGCCGGGUCCUGCGCGAAGAACAAGAUCGGCAACACCACAGGUUAAAGUUCCAGCACCGACAUUACAGUACCUGAAUCAGUCAUCGUUAAAACCGGAGGAAGUACCGUCAAAACGACCACUACUGGUUAUCCUCGAUCUCAAUGGCACUCUUAUUUUCCGCAAGCUGCGGAAGUUCCCGCCCAAGUUCUCCAGACGCGCUGGCUUGGAUCACUUCCUUGCUGCUCUGAUCCAGAACUACAAAGUCAUGGUUUGGUCAAGUUCUCAGCCUCCUACUGUCAAUGCAGUCUGCGAGCAACUCUUUCCGGGCGUCAUGCACGAUGCCCUCGUUGCCCGCUGGGGUCGUGACAAGUUCGGCCUCACAGCCCGCCAGUAUAACAAUAGAAUCCAGGUCUACAAGGAGCUGCACAAGCCGUGGGCCGAUCCUGUUAUCCAGGCAGCAUUCCCCGGCAAUGAGUAUCUGCUAGGCCCCGCUGCAACAGCUGAACCCAGCACAGCAGAGAAGCGCGCUUCACGAAGCAGACAAGAACAAGCGGCGAAGCUUCCUGCGGCUCAUCGCUGGGACCAAACGAAUACCAUAUUGAUCGACGAUAGCAAGCUCAAAGCCCUGAGCGAACCAUUCAAUAUUCUCGAAAUCCCCGAAUUCAACGAUGACCCAACCAUCGACGAAUCCAAACUCUUCGCCAAAGUCCUACAUUACCUCGAUAUCUGCUCUCGCCACGACGACGUCAGUAAAGUCCUCCGCACCUGGACCGAGUCCGCCGAGAAGAACGGAUGCAGUAUCCUCGACCUCGGCCUCGGCUUCGAUGAGACCUCCAUCGACACUGAAGAAGGCGGCAUCAGCCUCUUCCCCGAACAACUCAACCAACGCAAUACCGUGACAGCCACCCCUGUCCAUCCAGUCCAAAACCAACCCCAAGGACAAGCACCAGGACCAGGACAAGGCAAGAAGAAGGGCAAAAAAGCCAAAAGCAACCCACCACCUCCUCUCACUGAAGAAGAAAAGGCCUCCAGACAAGCUGCCAAGAAAGAGCGCAAAAAGGCCAAAAAGUCAGCCGCGAAGGCUGAAAAGGCUGCCGCCGCCGCGACCAAAGCUGCCGCCGCAGAAAGCAGAGCGCAAGCCGAGACCAAUCCUGCUCUUACUGAGCUUGGUAUUCUCGUUAAUGGCGAAUUGGACUCGCCUAAUGGCUCGAACGACCAGACCUGGGCUCCGGCACCGACAGGGUCGAAGAAGCGUUCGAAGAAGCAAAAGGCCCGCGAUGCCGCGAAUGCGAGAGCGGAACAGGAUCGCGAAGAUCAGUCGGGGACUGGUAAUAGUGAACCGGAACCGGCUCCGCGGUAUAACCUUCGAACCAACCGAGCUCCUAUUGAGAAUGGUUGUGAUACUGAACAUGUUCCUGAGGCAGCUGUUGCUGAGACUGAGGCGCGGGAGGAGAUGCAGGGAUUGGAACCUCAAUUGCGAUCGCGGGCUCAGUCGCGGGAUAUGGAUGCUGAGGUAGAGAGGUCUCCUUCGCCUGUCUCGGUUGCUUCGGAGAACUCUUUACUUGAUCGUCUUGAAGAGGGGCUGGGGAUCAAGCAGAAGCGUUAA
Penicillium brevicompactum is the source of this 2025-nucleotide messenger RNA. Its product is annotated as NIF domain protein. The record is from RefSeq and is a predicted model, not a curated record. The coding region runs from base 1 to 2025 and encodes 674 amino acids. The transcript has a single exon. Gene Ontology annotation, molecular function: phosphoprotein phosphatase activity. NCBI's taxonomy places the organism in Eukaryota, Fungi, Ascomycota, Eurotiomycetes, Eurotiales, Aspergillaceae.